AUUUUCGUAUUUGUUUAUUGUGAUUUUAAAGUCAAGAAUUGUUUAAAUGCCAAAGAAGCAUUUUAAACAGUGUAACAUUAUUUAAACAAUAUUUUUCUCAGCUUAUUUUAUUGAAUACUGCAUGUGCAAUUAAGAAUUCAAAAGUCAUAAAGUGUGUGACUGUUAAUUAAUACACAGGUUAUAAAAGAGCUACCGAAGUGUUCUUCGUCGUAAGACAAUGGGUUUCCAAACGAGAAUACGGAGCUGUGGAGGAAUUAUGUUCCAUCUGCUGAUGAUUUGUUCUGGAAUUCCAACUUCAAAGUUUCAAGGAAGUGGAUCGGUCUCCAACAAAACCAUGACCAAGGACUCGCAUCCUAUGCUGGCAUCUUUGUUCAACACCGCCACUAACCCUCAAGAAGUUAACGUUGAUUUCGCUGGAGUUCGGAACACCGAAACCUUUACCUCGCACCACGACAACCAACAACAGAAGUUGUUUGCAUUGCCGGUGAAAACGCAAACUAACAUUUGGCCAACGUUUCAAGGAGGUGAUUUAAAACCUUUGCCUCAGAUUUCUAUCGCUAACAAACUUAUCGACGGCAAACCGAUGAACCCGAUUGGAUCCAAUCCUAUUAAUAUCUUGGACACAUUUCCGAAAACAGAUAUGCCGAAUUUGCCAGAUUUUAUGGUAGGAAUGGUGCAGAAAGGAACAAAAGGCGGGCUGGAUAUAUUUAAUCCUUCAUGGGACGAUACAGGUGGAAAUGAAUUUGACAAACCUACUGUUUGGAACCUAGCAGAUAUGCUGUGUCGAUUGUGUCAACUUCGCAAUGACACUCCAUGUAUAGAGAAGCAUUGCUUCAACGCAAACACUAACACCUUCGUACCAACGCAACGAUUUGAGUCUGGUCCGAUAUUCAACACAGACAUCCGGGUACUCGUAGAGCAGAACAGAUUACGCGAGCCCACACGAAUAAAUCCCAUCAGUGGCGCCACCAUGAAUACAAUCCGUAUUCAUCCGGUAUCCUUAGUGCCUGCUCCGCAAGCAAAUGUUAAUCAGGAAAGAGCUGAAUUGCAAGACGAAUGGGCACCACUUGAAGUUAAGAUCGGUGGGCUGCCGAUUAUAUCAGACGGCACACGAUUUUUCGGUGUGCCCUCGAGUGAGCAAAGUAUACAACAGUCCACAUUGCAAGAUGCUCAACGAGGCGUCCCUUCUCUGCCGCGAAAUGUUGUAGCUGGCACAGGGAUACGAAAUGAUAUGAUACUGACUGGAAACCUUCCGAAUUUUCCAAUACGCCAGCCCGUAAGAUUACCAGAAGCAUCACAAACUCAAAUCCCGUUUUCGUCUGUCGAUAAUGUUCAAACGGGUGCGGCAAAUAUUCACACCGCUAUCAACAUUGGUAAUCAGCAUUCUCACGCUGUAAAUGCAAUUACAUCAAAUACAAACAACGUGGUUUUCGGAACAAUACCUACUGGAAAUAGUGUGGUACCUGUGAUGACAGCCAUUCCAAGAGCUCAGGAUAUCUUCAAUUCAAAAUCUGAAACAAAUGAUUUCGGUUUUGUUAAUUUUCAGACUGACGGAUUUCAAUCACUGUCUGAUUCUGGUUUACUUGACAACACACAGCUAGUACAGCAACAGCAGCAGCAACAACAACAACAGCAGCAACAACAACAGCAGGAGCAAUUACAACAACAGUUUCAACAGCAGCAACAGUUACAAAAACAACAACAACAACAUCAGCAUCAACAACAGCAGGAGCAAUUACAACAACAAUUUCAACAGCAGCAGCAGUUACAACAACAACAGUUAAAUCAACAAAAUGUUUUGCAACAGCAGCAACAACAGCAGCAGCAUAGUAAUUCUGUGGCUUCCAUGGGGACAUUCCCAUCGGGAUUUGUAGAAGAGCCUUUCACAACCACGACUGGUUUCCCAACCAUUCCUCCUAGAAGGAACUUUGAACUGCAGAACUUUGGUGGACAAUUUAUAUCCGGCCUUAGAGCUGGACUACGAAAAACGUAAACAUGAACUAUUAAAUAAUAAUAGAUUUAAUUUAUUGUUGUUACAAGAACCCUUCAAUUUAAGACGAAUGUUGCAACACUAUACCACUUUUUUAUGGUCAGUGACAACGAUUUUAAGAAUUGUUGUAAUUUAUGUAGCAACAAAAUUACCACUAUGUGAUGUCUCUAACUGAAAAUUAAUAAUCUAAAAAAACUUGUUUAAAUGUAUGUUUAAUUUGCAGUGAAUAUGCUUAUAAGUAAAUGGUAAUUAGUAAUGACAUAUUAAAAUAUCCUCAUAUAUUGAUCGUAGUAAUAUUGUAUCAGCCUCGUCAAGCGAAAAAGGGUAUUAUAUUAUAUACGACCAGCGAAGCUCCAACCUAGCCGGCGCAAACGCCAUGCGGUCAAGCAACAUUUCGUGGUCUCAUCAACGGACAGAGUAGCUCGUGACAAGACUACGCGAUCGCACAGGCUGAUCAGGUGUUACUCUGGCCUCGAGUGUCUUAAGACACAUUUUCGCAUGACGCGGUCAUAAAGUCAUAUUUUAUACAAUAUAGUAAUUAGUUUACAUGUAAAUUAAAAGAUCGUUCGCAAUUAAAAUAAUUUACACUCAUUGACAAACUAAUGGUUAAAUUGGACCAGUUAAAGACCGUGCUUAUUUCUACUUAUUGAAUGAAGCAACAUAUAUAUCACUACUGACUGCAUUUGAUAAAAAUACGAUGUGACAUUAUUUAAAAGUUAUCUUUAUAUAUUUCGUUUAUAAACUUGACUUUAUCAGACCCAAUUUUAGGUCUCUAAAAUGUCUGCGUCCAUGUUCAAUGCCGUUGCUUGGUGAAAAAACACUAUUUGUAUUUAUUCAGUACAUAAAUUUUCUUUAUUUAAAACCUUUUGUCUGUGAUGUUUUUGUAUAUAUAAUA
Dreissena polymorpha is the source of this 2885-nucleotide messenger RNA. RefSeq names its product TPR-containing protein DDB_G0280363-like. Gene Ontology annotation, molecular function: RNA binding. NCBI's taxonomy places the organism in Eukaryota, Metazoa, Mollusca, Bivalvia, Myida, Dreissenidae. The transcript has 2 exons. Gene Ontology annotation, cellular component: RNA N6-methyladenosine methyltransferase complex. The coding region runs from base 218 to 1993 and encodes 591 amino acids. The record is from RefSeq and is a predicted model, not a curated record.